This is a messenger RNA of Saccostrea echinata, 1275 nucleotides long. RefSeq lists its product as uncharacterized. Bases 72 to 842 code for a protein of 256 amino acids. Lineage: Eukaryota; Metazoa; Mollusca; Bivalvia; Ostreida; Ostreidae. The transcript has 4 exons. The record is from RefSeq and is a predicted model, not a curated record. Gene Ontology annotation, cellular component: membrane.
AGUAGCAGGCGAGAUUGAGACCGCCUGACACCUGUGUCGUAUAGGACCAGUCGUGAGAGGCCCCGGUCCGAAUGCCCGCGCCUUACGCCAUCCUCGAGGCAUCUACUGCCCUUGUGGGGCUGGUAGGGAGCCUCUUUAUGGUUUUAGUGAUCUCUGUAGAUUCUUGGGAGGAGGCAGAUUUUUCUUUAAAUGCCGUUAACAAUUCUUACUUGCAAGUUUCUGUGGCAACCUCAAAUUCUGAGCUUACCAUCUACAGUAGUCGAGAAUCACUGAGCGACCCCUGGACUACCUACUAUUAUUACUACCAGUAUUGGGGACUAUGGAAGAUAUGUGAUCUACUCACAGAUACAGCACGCGCUACCAUGAAGACGACAGGUGUGGACAGGAAGCAGUGUUUUAACUUCCUGACUGACUAUGACGAAGAAUCAAGAGCCGUGUCAACAAAUACCAAAUCAUUCAUGGGUCUGCAUAAUUCCACAGUGGUAUGUUUCAUGGUCACAAUUAUUGACCUGAUUGUGGCCAAUUUUUUGGCAGCGCUGGGGAUCUACAAGAAACAUGUGCCAGUCUGUAUGGUAGCAGGCGCUCUCUACUGUAUUGCAAGUGUGUUCAUAUUUUUUGGUCUCGUUAUUUUCCAUGUGCAACAUCAUUACGAGCAAUACUACUGCCAAGCAUUAUAUGACAUCCAGGACCACAUAUGCUCCAGUCGGUCAGUCAGCAUAGGGUGGCCAGUUCCGGUUGCGUGGUUUGGUCUGAUUCUUUGCGGGAUGGACAGUGUUUUAUGGGUUUUCCUGACGCAGGCAAUGAGAAUCAUAAAAACAAAGACGAUGAGUGAUCGGUAUUAGUAAUUUCUGAAGGAGGAAACAAACUUCGUUCAGAGGAUGGAAACACGUGGUCUGUGAUGUGAAGUAAAAUCUCUGGAUUUUGUCUUCAGAUUAUUUUAUUAAUUAAAACAUUGACUAUAUUCACUAUUUUCCGUCCCUAGUAAACCCGUCCUUUGUGAACAGCAAUGCAAGAAAUCAGAAGUACAUUUGUGUCUGAUAAAUUGUUUAUAAUUGAAAGAGGUUAAUAUGCCGUGCCUUUAAAAUAACAUACACAAAUCUGUACUCGACGCACAAAUUGUGUAUGAAUUGAAAAUCAGCAUUUUUCUGUUCUUACAGUGGACUUCACAUUUUUUAACAUGUUGCAUUUUACAAGUGUUAGUGUUGAUUGUCGUGUUGUUGAGGAAAUAUUUUUCCAAUGAAGAAGAUAAUAUGAAAAAAAAAUACUAGAUUUAUA